CUCACGAACCCCAAGUCAACAACCCCCCUCCGGACUGCCGACGCUGACGCCCAGCGCACACUCCGCCGUCGCCAUCAUGGAGUCUGAGCUCUCACCCAAGUUCGCCCCCUUCAUCGGGAUGGCCGGCAUCGCCGCCGCCAUGGUCUUUGGCUGCAUUGGAGCUGCCUACGGGACCGCCAAGUCGGGCAUUGGCAUCGCAGGUGUGGGAACCUUCCGGCCCGACCUCAUCAUGAAGUGCCUGAUCCCCGUCGUCAUGUCCGGUAUCAUCGCCGUGUACUCGCUCGUCAUCUCCGUCCUCAUCGCCCAGGACUUGAACCCCCCGGACAAGGAAAGCUAUUCGCUCUUCUCAGGCUUCCUGCAUCUCGCAUGCGGCAUUUCGGUGGGAAUGACCGGCCUCGCGGCCGGCUACUGCAUCGGCAUCGUCGGCGAGAACGGCGUCCGCGCAUACAUGGAGCAGUCGAGGAUCUUUGUCGGCAUGGUGCUGAUCCUCAUUUUCGGCGAGGUCCUGGGUCUCUACGGCCUCAUCGUCGCCCUGCUCCUCAACACGCGCGCCAAGGGCUGAACGCCGCGCGGGAAUACAUGACAUCCGAAACCAGAUCGAGACGUGUACAGAGUACUAUUGGAGCGCAGAGCACUGGCCUUUCGUACCCGGGCGGCAAGGGCAAGCAAUUUCUUACAAGCUGCAUGGGGCAUGGCGUUAUGGAACGUGUAUAUUUACGGCGGCAGGGUAGAGCUGAGGCGGGGCGCGCGAUGGGAGCGAAGCUGCACUGUCUUGCGCAGGUACAUGAAUGUCUUUUGUCACGCGCUUCCACGCCGCACGGCACGUCGUGGCCCAUCACUCUACGUGGUAGGGUAUGCAGUUUUGCUUCAAGCCAAAGCAGCGGCCCUAUAUUGCGCGUCCUCUGGAGCGCGUUUGUCAAGGACUAUAUACCGCACAUCGAGCAGAGAUGCGUUGCGUUUCCCCCACCAGACCCAUAUCGAAUGAGAGACGAGAAGAGCCAAAUACGAGC
This is a messenger RNA of Purpureocillium takamizusanense, 1010 nucleotides long. RefSeq names its product v-type proton ATPase 16 kDa proteolipid subunit 2 (gene VMA11). The transcript has 6 exons. Bases 77 to 562 code for a protein of 161 amino acids. NCBI's taxonomy places the organism in Eukaryota, Fungi, Ascomycota, Sordariomycetes, Hypocreales, Ophiocordycipitaceae. The record is from RefSeq and is a predicted model, not a curated record. Gene Ontology annotation, biological process: proton transmembrane transport. Gene Ontology annotation, cellular component: proton-transporting V-type ATPase, V0 domain. Gene Ontology annotation, molecular function: proton-transporting ATPase activity, rotational mechanism.